Messenger RNA from Cydia pomonella (codling moth), 5827 nucleotides. Its product is annotated as guanine nucleotide exchange factor DBS-like. Gene Ontology annotation, biological process: intracellular signal transduction. Gene Ontology annotation, cellular component: cytoplasm. Bases 333 to 3452 code for a protein of 1039 amino acids. NCBI's taxonomy places the organism in Eukaryota, Metazoa, Arthropoda, Insecta, Lepidoptera, Tortricidae. Gene Ontology annotation, molecular function: protein binding; guanyl-nucleotide exchange factor activity. The transcript is spliced from 20 exons. The record is from RefSeq and is a predicted model, not a curated record.
AUCGAUAGAUGUCGGUGGGAGUCGCUUUAUUUUCAACAUCAUACAAUAUAUAUAUAACUAUAUCAUAACGGUAUCCGUAGUAAAAUCACUUCGCUACCCAAUGCGCUAGUUUCUUUCAUGCUCCGCGGUCUUUUUGAUGUCAUCGUUCGUAAACUCGGGUCGAUGAACGAAUUCGGUUUAAAGAUGACGAGAAAAUUAUGCAAUGCGAAUUAUAUUGACGCAUCCUUAUUUAUUUAUAACGGUCGAAAAUAAAUCACGGCCCAAAAUGUGUAAAAUUCCGUAAAGGGAAAGAUUGUGCUGUUGUGUUUGUUUUCGGUGUUUCGGUGGAAACGAUGGCUAGUUCUCCAACGAGCAUUGAGACGCAAAUAGACAGUUUCUUGGAGCAAUUUAAGAGAAGCGCCUCUAAGGCUAUGGAGGAGCGAAUAGAAUGGCCUGACGGUCCAUCUCCUGAUGCAGUGGUGAAGUCUCGCAGCAGCUGCUUCGCGCUGGACUCUGCAGCUGACGCGGGUUGCGAUGACUGCGGCGAGGAUGAAGGCCGGAUGGUGUCCGAGCUGCUGCUCCCGCAGUACGCGCUGGCCACGGGUGGGCUGGCGCGCGACCACCGCCCGCUCAUCACCUUCCCCGACCACAACAACUUCCACCUCCUCACUGCACCGGAGUACCGCCGUCUGCUCCUGUACCUCACCUCUGUGCCCUCAUUAUUAGAAGCCGAUAUGGGAUUCCACAUAAUAAUAGAUCGAAGAAAGGACAGAUGGAAUUCAGUCAAAACAGUAUUAAUCAGGAUCUCAGAGUUUUUCCCGGGUAUCAUCCACACGGUAUACGUGCUCCGACCAGCCAGCUUCCUUCAGAAAGCGCUCUCCGAAGUGAGCAGCAAGUUGUUCAAAGAAGAGUUCCGUUUCCGGGUACUAGUGUGCUCUUCGGUUGAGGAGCUGUAUGAACAUUUCGACCGGUCACAACUCACGCCGGACCUUGGUGGAGAGCUGCAGUACUCGCACGCCGAGUGGAUACAGCAGAGGAUUGCCUUAGAAAUGUUCUCAACAUUAAUGAAAGAGAUCUCAAGCAAGCUGGACGACUUUAUGCACGAAAUAGUGGAUUGCGACAUGGGGAACGAUCCGACACAAACCAAAGAAUUAUUAGACUGCCAGGAAACUAGGUAUAGAGAGUUGAAGACAGAACUGGCGGCAGCGACCACGCAAGGCGAGGAGCUGCUGACGCAGAUGAGGAAACCAAAUCUAACGUUUAUUAGUAAUAUUAUAAGUCAUGUAGCCGCCGUUGAGAGGUUACUAGUACAACUAGAAGAGACUGAAAAACAAUUCGACAAUUUUUGGCAAAAACAUUCCACAAAAUUAAACCACUGGCUACAAUUUAGGACAUUUUUAUUAAAUUUUAAACAAAUGCAGGCUACUUUAGACAAUCAUCUGAAGGCAGCAUGUGACAUGACCGAGGUUGGAGAAACGGCGAGUAGAGUGGAAAGUUUAAUUCAAGAAGCUAUUGAUUUUGAGAAACUUUGCAACUGUGAUCUAGAUACUGCUGCAUCCGUUAUAGACGACGGAGAGAAGCUAAUGCAGGACCCCCUCAGUUCAGUAGACCACAUAGAAUCCAAGUGCGAGGAGCUGCGCCGCACCAGCGCGCUACUCGCUGACAAGAUACAGAAGCGGACGCAGCUUCUAAAUAAGGCCAGGGAACUUAUGGACAGAAUAGACAAGGCCAACGACUGGUGCGCGUCCGGCGUGGAGAUCCUGGCCGGCGAGGGCGGCCUCAUCGCCGUGGACAAGCUGCUAGAAGACGCGCAGGGCUUCGGCCUCAGCGCGCCCGACCUCUUCCGCGAGGCGCUGCUGCAGUCCGCCACGCAGGAGACCAAGGCGCUGGUCGCACAGGUCGCCCAAAGGGUAGAAGAUGUCUGGUUAAUGGCUACAGUAAAGCGAGCGACGCUCCAACGCGCGGCGGCCAAGCCCGCGCGGCCCGUGCAGUCCGUGCCGCCGACCACCGUGCCGGCUGUCAACACACAGAUGGAGACGUCAGGCGGUUCAGAGAGCUCGAGCGGCGAGGACGCAGAGGCGCGGCGGUCGCGGCGCGGGCACGUCCUCGCGGAGUUGCUGCAGACUGAGCGGGUCUACGUGCAGGAGCUCGGCUCCAUACUCACUGGUUACAAAGAGGAGAUCGAGAAGCCAGAGAACCAGCACCUCCUGCCGGCGACGCUGGUGGGGCAGGCCGACGUGCUCUUCGGGAACCUGCACGAGCUCUUCACAUUCCACCAAGACGUAUUCCUUAAGGACCUGGAGAGGUCCAUCUCCGCUACGGAACUCGUUGCACUCUGUUUUGUUGAGAAGCGCGAAACAUUCUUUCGGCUGUACAGCUACUACUGCCAGAACAUCCCGCGGUCAGAACGACUCCGGGAGACGCUGGUGGACACCCACCUCUUCCUCCAAGCAUGCCAGCUGCGGUUAGGACACAAGCUGCCGUUGGCCGCGUAUCUGCUCAAGCCAGUGCAGAGGAUCACCAAAUAUCAGCUGCUAUUAAAGGACCUCCUGCGGUACAGCGAAUGUGGCUCGAUGAGCUCGAACCUGCAGCAGGCGCUGGACUGUAUGCUGGUCGUCGUCAAAUGCGUCAACGACUCCAUGCACCAGAUCGCCAUCACUGGUGUACCGGUGGACCUAGCGCAACAAGGCGAGCUUCUCAUGCAGGGUUCCUUCCUCAUCGCGUCAGAGAGUAAACGGGAUUUGCGGCUCAGAAUACGGCCGCGACGUCGGCAUAUCUUCCUCUACGAGAAGGCUAUGCUCUUCUGCAAGCCGGCUACUAAGAACAGCCAUAACAAGGCUACUUAUCACUUCAAGAAUGAUCUCCAGAUGUCACAAAUUGGACUCACAGAGUCCGUGAAAGGCGACCUCCGCAAGUUCGAAGUAUGGCGGGAGCACCGACUAGAAGUACACACGAUCACAGCGCCCUCUGUGGAAGUGAAGCGAGCGUGGGUCGAGCGCAUCAAGAGGGUUCUACUCGACCAGCUCAAGGAACUCAAGGGCGAGCGCGUCAGGAAAUACGGCAUGCAACACAGCAGGACACUAAUCCAGGCCAGUUCCUGGGAGUUAGGCCCGGCGGGGCAGCAGGCCAAGCCGCCCGCGCCCGCCGCCGGCCCGCGCACGGCGUCCUGCGACUCGCACGACGAGCCCUGCUGGUCCACCGACCCCUCCGAGGACGAGGAGGACGAACCCGAACAGGCGCCGGCGGUGGGGUGCGCGCUGGUGGCGCUGUCGGAGUACACGGCGGUGGGCGCGAGCGAGGUGUCGCUGCGCGAGGGCCAGCAGGCCGAGCUGCUCAAGGUCGGCUGCGCGGGCUGGUGGUACGUGCGGCUGGCGGGCGGCCACGGCGAGGGCUGGGCGCCGGCGGCGUACCUCGACCAGCGCAAGACCUCCCGCUCGUCCAGCCGCUCACACGACCGGUUGCACGACCACUGACUCCGGUCACAGCUCUGUCUACACCACUAACAGUUCUGAUGUACGAGUAGGUCGACAGCUAACUGAUGUUAUGAAAGUUCAAUUAAGCUAAGUUUGCAAUGAAUUUGGCAAUUGCAAAGCCUAUUUGGUGAGUCCCGCUUGCGGGAUCCGAGUCGGCAGAAAAGUUUAAGUCUAAAACCUCUGGUACUUAGAGGUUUCUAACAUCUCAAGGUCCUGGGCGAAGAUAACAUCUUUAGAAAGGUGUCUGUCAAAUUGUUCAUUGCAAGCUUGGCUUGAUUUAAUUGUAUCCUUAUUAUUCAGGAAUCGACCUAUAAAUUCGAGCGCCAAUUUGACGUAAAAAAUAACAUGCCUAGAAAAUACGAGGUGGAUUUUGUAACGCAUCACAUAUGUUAUAAUAUAUGGAUUUAUAGUGCUCCCCAAGCCGCAUUGAAGGAAAGCAUAGGUGUCUAUUACGCUUAGCAUGUGACUGUGGUUAUAUUUAGUGCGACUUGCGCUCCUUAUGGUUAAAAGGUUUUCGGUCGCCACAAACGAUGAGAUGAGUAAGGAAUUAUGUUCAUGGCCAUGGCAAUUAGGCCAUGAGUUCAAUUCACAAGUGAAAAUAAUAUAGUAAACGAAAUAAUAAAAGUAUAGGUAACUUCCAAAAGUAACUUCAUUGUCGGAACGCCUGCUUUAAAAUAUCGAUAGGCAUAAAUUUUACGAGUAGCGGUUUGAUAUAGGAUUGUAUGUAUAGGCACCUUUAGUAGAGUCACCCCACCUCGUUGUUAAUGUCGAACAAUAAUAUUUGUUAAUUAUUGUAAAUGUUGUUCUAAAGAAGCUUUAUUGUAAAUUAGUAUUAGUUGUAGCUGAGUCGAUAAGGUAAUCCAAAGCUAAGACCGUGUUUAAAGUGCGGACGCAUGUUGUUCACUGUCUCUUAUUUGUGACACAGAUGUUUUUUUUUACAGACGAACAAUAAUAAACUUAAUGGUGUGAACUUAUAGUAAAAAUUUAAAUGGCUACACAUAAAGUCCUUUCAACUCUGAAUUCAAAUAUGCUAUCGAAAUUUCAACUAUAAAUUCAUGCCAAUAGGUUUCAUUACUUACAUUUGUGUAAGAAGUGUGUGACUUUUUAAAAGGAAUUUUUUUGAAUUUAUGGAUUGUGCAUUCCCACUUUAUGCGAGCCUGGUAGCGUAGGGCGUUAAGUAAGCCGUGACUGUUUCAUAAUUGUUCUGUACAUACUUUUAUUAAUUAAUUAUAGUUAUUUAUUUGCUACGGCUUUUGGUGUUAACUCGUGCUCGCCUUUUCCAUGACAGUUGUUGUGGGUGUAUUGUACCGUUAGGGACCUGUGUAUUAUAGUUAAAGUUUGCUCUUUCUGAGUGAUUGUUCAUGGGUGUUGUCGAUUUUAUAAGCUGAAAAUGCGGCUUUCCGCUCUAUGAACAAAUAAUAGCAUAGAUAUUGUAUGAGUCCUGCCCUAGUUUUGUCCCUAAGGUGAGACUUAGAUUUCAUAAUCAUCGAUCAUUUUCAUAUCACUAGGUUCACUAGUUAUCUUUGACAAAUUUAUAUUACCUACAAAAUUUUACUAAAAUCAUAUGAAGAAUAUAAUUAUGCAUUAAGAUGCAAAUGCAGUUAAGAUAAAAUUGGGAUCCAUAUUUAUACAUUUUUAAAUAUCUUAUUAUGUACAUGUUUAAUUGGAAGGUGCUUAAAGGUCCAUACUGCCUAUGUUGGUGCAUAAGUUUUUUGCUUGUUCAAGUCCAAGGAAUAGGGUCAAUAAAAGGAGGGAAAUCUGAUUUAUGUACUUAUUUUCAAUUCUGUCCACAAUGCGUAAGCAGCUCGUAGUUGUGUUUAUGAAUGUUAUUUUUACCAUUUAUUGAUCAAUAUUCAUAAAACAAGAAGGUCUGUGUGGGCUUUGGUUUGUCUAAAAACUCCUCACUGUCCUCACUCCUACGAGCUUGAUUACGAUGACGACCUCAGAGCUAAAGCACUCUUAAUACCAAAUUUCAUUAAAAACGGUUCAGAAGUUUUGUGAAGUGCUGUGAAAUUGUGUGAAGCAGACGGUGUAAUUUAUAAUUUUAGUACACACUCAAAAUUUACGUCUUCUUUCCAUUCGAAACCCUUGGACAUUAAACCCCUUUACAACCUUUGAUUACAAAUAGAUAUGUGUUUUUGCUAGUCGGCAUUCAUUUAAAAUUUAAUUAGAAUUAUUUUUGUAGAUGAGAUGAAACGAAAUCAUUUGUCAUAUUCAUUUCCCAUUGUGAAUGCGUAGAAGUUGUCUCUUAGUGUCAUUCUUUGACUUGUAGUUUCAUGUACCUAAUGUGUUAUUUUCAUUUCGUGAAAAUGUUUUGUAUUAUAUAAACUAAGUUCAUUUUCGAGCUGACCACAAUACACUUAUUGUCCAUUUGA